AUGGACGACCGACAAAAAGGGUUUAAGAACCAGGGCAAGGAUGCCGAUGUUGCACGCAGACAAAGAGCAAAUGAGACAAACACUCUGCGCAAAGCAAAUCGAUUGGAGGCAUUGCUGAAGCGAAGGAAUGUGGGGCCGGGAGUUAUGGAGGAAGCGCCUGUCGACAAAAGUGCACAA
Molecule: messenger RNA, 177 nt
Organism: Sphaeroforma arctica JP610
Lineage: Eukaryota; Ichthyosporea; Ichthyophonida
Exons: 1
Biological process (GO): protein import into nucleus
Molecular function (GO): nuclear import signal receptor activity
Source: RefSeq, a predicted model, not a curated record